AUGCUGAACGGUACAGCGGACACUGGGGCUGUGUCGCUCCAAUCAUCACCAUUGAAAGUCUCGCCGUCAUCCGUAAAGGUAUCUUCUAGUCCAGUGAAAGCUUCACCGAGCCCUGUAAGGGCACCAUCAUCACCCCUAAAGUCCUCUUUAUCACCAAGUGGGAGACAGAGGUCACCCAGAAAAUGCCAAUUUGCUGCGCCCGCUGAUGACUCAAAGGAUAAGUGCGGAACAUCAUGGCUCUGUCGUAGAGGUGCUGGAGUGGAUGGCGACGCUAGUGUGGAAGCAGGGCCGAGUGCCCCCUUUCACCAGGCUUGCGAGGAGACUGCCCCACCACCAAAGAACUGCUUCCGACUGGUUAUGUUGGGGUAA
Pieris macdunnoughi is the source of this 369-nucleotide messenger RNA. The record is from the annotation of a GenBank genome assembly. Lineage: Eukaryota; Metazoa; Arthropoda; Insecta; Lepidoptera; Pieridae.